AUGCUAGGGAAUCAUUCAAACUGCGGAAUCAAGCCUAAUGUAUCACAAUGGAAUAAGUACAAUUUUCCGAAUCCCCGAAAUGAUAUACAACUGGACUACUGUGGACGGAACUGUAAAGCCUCGUGGAUUUGUGAUCCUGAUCGUAUACUUAGUCAAGACGAAGCUGAUAGACUAGAUGAUACCAUUAACAGAACUGUACAAGAAUAUUUCUGUAAUUGUUCCACUUGUCCAAAUGGUCAAGGCUUUUACAGUAUUUCCGUCGGUGUAGUCAGACAGAUUGGAAAUGGCAAUAUGCAAGUAUUAGUUGUUACAAGUAAAAUAGGUAAAAAUAGGAACCUUACCGAUAUAGAUGAAUUAGGCGCAGAGUUUGCGGAUCAUCUCAGGUUGCAGAAAUGGAAAUUCAGCCCAUGUGAUAUUGACGUGGUUGUUGUUUUAUCACAGAAGGAUAGGCUGAUUUGGGUUUCAAUUGGAAAUACGGUAACACAAAACUUGUCCAGCUCUUUUGAGGAUAGAAUACGGAAUGAAACCUAUAAUAUGUUACAGUCUGGAUUGUAUGGUGCAGCCUUAAUUUACGUGGUCAAGAAAGUUGGUGAACUAUUCUCCAAUGGUGGUCGAGCUUUAUCAUACAAGUGGGAUACACAAGAACCCCAAGGACUUCCAUCAGAAGCUUUAAUAGCAGGAAUCAUUGUAUUCGUGAUCCUGUUUGUUUAUGCAACGUUCAUGGUACGUAAAGAUUUAAAGAAAACUCGAGAAAAAGAAAAUCCAUCUCUUCGAAUAAAGAAACGCAAAUACUUUCUCAAAAGUCGGAAAGAGAGAAAACGUUUGGCAGAUGAAAGAGAAAGGUUGGCUAAAAUAGACACAGAAAAGACAAAUGAGGUCACCACAGAACAACACUUAACUGAUGAACUUAGUAUUGAUAUGUCCGACAGAGCGAAAUUCAUUAUUGAGGAACCACAUUAUAGUCCUAGUGUUACCAUAACUGUCACAAAUGUAGAUGGAACUAGCAAUAAUAUUGAGGAACAUGCUUUGUAGGAAUGAGAGAGAGAUAGAGUUAAAAAAGAGAGCGAGACAGAAAGACUGAAUAAAAUUUCAUAUUAUCAAUAUGAAAAUUAUAAAUGUUUUAAUACAAUUGGUCUGUCAUAGUCGGAUGUUUAGCCUGCUUUAAAACCCUGCGAAACCCACAAAGUUUGUCGGGAAAUGCCUGU
This is a messenger RNA of Mytilus trossulus (common blue mussel), 1205 nucleotides long. RefSeq lists its product as uncharacterized. Bases 1 to 1032 code for a protein of 343 amino acids. The record is from RefSeq and is a predicted model, not a curated record. The transcript has 6 exons. Lineage: Eukaryota; Metazoa; Mollusca; Bivalvia; Mytilida; Mytilidae. Gene Ontology annotation, cellular component: acetylcholine-gated channel complex; membrane.